AUGGCAUUAGGAAGAUAUGGUAGAGUAGAUAAUAGGAGGUCAUCAUCGUCGAGUUAUGGUUCCACUGUCACCAUUGUGGUUUUCGUGGGAUUAUGUUUAGUUGGAAUUUGGAUGAUGACUUCGUCCUCGGUUAUCCCCUAUCAAAACGUGUACGAAGUGGCUCAUGAUAAGAAAAACCAACUCGAUGAUCAGGUUACACCGGUAAUCGAUAAUAGCAAUGACAGGAGCAACGAAAAGAAAAACCAAGUUGAUGAUCAGGUUACACCGGUAACCGAUAAUAGCAAUGACAAGAGCAACAACGUUCAAUUCGAAGAUAACCCUGGGGAUUUACCUGAGGAUGCCAGGAAAGGGGAUUCAAAUGUGAGUCUGUCUAAAGAUGAUGGCAAGGGCACUGGCAACUUAAGUACACAAGAAAACAAGGGGAAUACUGAAGAGAGUAAGUUGGACGAGUCUAAGAAGGAUAAGAAGCAAUUGGAUUCUCAAGGUGGACAGACAAACAACAGUGGUGGUGAGAAUUUAGCCGAGGAUGCAAAGAUAGGGGUCUCAAAAGUGAGUGGGGCUAAGGAUGGUGGCACUGGAAACUUAAACACACAAGAAAACAAGGGGACCGCUGAAGAGAGUAAGUUGGAUGAGUCCAAGAAAGAUAAGAAGCAAUUGGAUUCUGAAGGUGGACAGACAAACAACAGUGGUAAGAAUUUAUCCGAGGAAGAUACGAAAGGGGAUUCGAAUGCGAGUGUGGCUAAAGAUGAUGGCACUGGCAACUUAAAUACACAAGAAAACAAGAUCACUGAAGAGAAUAAAUUGGACGUGUCUAAGAAGGAUGAGAAGCAGUUGGAUUCUGAAGGUGGACAGAUAAACAACAAUAGUGAAAAAUUGGGUGGAUUAGAGGGUUCUGAAGAGAAUUCUGUUGACAAAAAAUCUAAUCCGGGGGAGAGCAACAAGAAAGCUGUUGCCAAUGAGAACGACAAGAAGUCUGAUUCUGGUAGUGGUGAAAAGAAACCGGAUGAAAAAUCAUCUGAAACUAAUGGAGGUAAGGUGGAUGGUCAGAUUGAGGGAAAGGUUGAUCAAAAUGGCAAAAAUGAGUCUGACAAAAAGGAUUCUGAAGGUGGACUGACGAACAACAAUAGUGGUAAGAUUUUGGGUGGACUAGGAGAUUCUGAAGCGAAUCCUGGUAACAUAAAGUUUGAUUCAAAAGAGAGCAACGAGAAAGCUGUCUUCAAUGAAAAGAACAGCAACAAAUCUGAUUCUGGUGGCAGUGAAAAGAAACCAGUUGAAAAUUCCUCUGGAACCAAUGGAACUAAGGUGAAUGGUCAGAUAGAGGGUAAGGUUGAUCAAAAUGAUAAAAAGUUGGAUAAAAGCUCUGAUGAGGCAAAAGAUUAUCCUCAAGUGGAAAACCAGAGCUUAAAUGAAGUUUCCUCCUCUGUUGCUCAGUCCGAACUUUUGAGUGAAACCAAUAUUCAGAAUGGAUCAUUCUCUACUCAGGUGGCAGUAUCAACAAAUGAAAAGAAGACUCAGUUAGCAUCCAAGGAAUACAGUUGGAAGCUUUGCAAUUGUACUGCUGGACCUGAUUAUAUCCCAUGUCUUGACAAUUGGGAAGCAAUUAGGCAUCUCCGUACCAACAAACAUUACGAGCAUCGAGAGAGGCAUUGCCCAGAAGAGCCACCUACCUGCCUUGUUCCUCUUCCUGAGGGAUAUAAACGCUCAAUUAUGUGGCCAAAAAGCAGAGAGAAGAUCUGGUAUCGUAACGUUCCCCAUACUCAGUUGGCACAAAUUAAGGGUCAUCAGAACUGGGUUAAAGUAACUGGAGAAUACCUCACAUUUCCCGGUGGUGGAACCCAGUUUAAGCAUGGUGCUCUUCUCUAUAUUGACUUCAUAGAAGAGUCUGCACCCGAAAUAGCCUGGGGAAAACGCUCCCGUGUGAUAUUGGAUGUUGGAUGUGGGGUUGCUAGCUUUGGAGGUUUUCUUUUUGACAGAAAUGUACUUACUAUGUCACUUGCACCCAAAGAUGAACAUGAAGCUCAGGUGCAAUUUGCACUUGAAAGGGGAAUUCCUGCUGUGUCUGCUGUGAUGGGUACUAAGAAACUUCCCUACCCUGGCAGAGUAUUUGAUGUUGUUCAUUGUGCAAGAUGUAGAGUGCCAUGGCACAUAGAAGGUGGUAAACUCCUCUUGGAGCUCAACCGUUUGCUGCGACCUGGUGGUUUCUUUGUGUGGUCCGCAACUCCUGUUUAUCAGAAAGGUCGUGAAGAUGCUGAAAUCUGGAAAGCAAUGGUAAAACUAACAGAAGCUAUGUGCUGGAGGCUUGUAAACAAAACUAGGAAGGAUCCAAUAAAUAGGGUAGCGGUAGCAAUAUUUAAGAAGCCUUCUUCUAACGAUUGCUAUAAUAGAAGGCCAAAACAAGAGCCUCCACAGUGUCCCGACUCUGAUGAUCCGAAUGCAGCCUGGAAUGUGUCAUUGAAAACAUGCAUGCACAAAGUGCCUGUAGAUGCAUCAGAACGUGGGUCUAAGUGGCCUGAGCCAUGGCCAGCAAGGUUGGAAAAAUCACCUUAUUGGUUGUUGAGUUCCCAUGUUGGAGUUUACGGCAAAGCAGCGCCUGAGGAUUUUGCCUCCGACUAUGAGCACUGGAAACGAGUGGUCCAGUCGUACAGAAAGAUGGGACUAAAGUGGUCAUCUAUUCGAAAUGUCAUGGACAUGAAAGCUGUUUAUGGAGGAUUUGCCGCGGCACUCAAAGAUCUGGGUUUGUGGGUCAUGAAUGUUGUCCCAAUUCGCUCUCCGGAUACCCUUCCUAUAAUAUACGAAAGAGGUCUAUUUGGCAUGUAUCAUAACUGGUGUGAAUCGUUUAGCACGUAUCCGAGGUCCUAUGAUCUUCUCCACGCUGACCAUCUAUUCUCCAAGGUUAAAAAGAGGUGCAAUAUAUUGUCCAUGGUUGCAGAGGUUGAUCGAAUACUAAGGCCAGAAGGGAUAUUUAUUGUCCGGGACGAUGUUGAGACCAUUGAUGAGCUUGAGGGUAUGUUAAGGUCUUUGCAGUGGAAAGUCCUCACAACUUUCUCCAAGGACAAGCAGGGCUUGUUGUGUGUCCAGAAAUCCAUGUGGCGACCUAAAGAGGUGGAGACGAUCGCAUACGCCAUUGCUUAGGCAUGCUUUUCGUUCGUUCGGCGACGAUCGCCUUGUUUAUAUACUGCCAGGUACUGUGUUUUUGUUUCAGUAACUAGCUGAAAAAUCAUGGUGGUAAGUUCUCUAAGUUAGCUCUUACGGCUUGUAUGACGUUAAGUAGGCCUUUAGUUUUGGAUCGCAUUUCAUUUAACCUAUAAGCUAUCACAGUUUUCAGCCAGUGUCGUACCAUUAAUUCUUCAUGGAAAAAUGAAUGCAUUUCCAUGA
Molecule: messenger RNA, 3375 nt
Organism: Hibiscus syriacus
Lineage: Eukaryota; Viridiplantae; Streptophyta; Magnoliopsida; Malvales; Malvaceae
Product: probable methyltransferase PMT26
Exons: 9
Coding region: 1-3132 (1043 amino acids)
Cellular component (GO): endosome; cytoplasm; trans-Golgi network
Molecular function (GO): methyltransferase activity
Source: RefSeq, a predicted model, not a curated record